Molecule: messenger RNA, 1290 nt
Organism: Psylliodes chrysocephalus
Lineage: Eukaryota; Metazoa; Arthropoda; Insecta; Coleoptera; Chrysomelidae
Source: the annotation of a GenBank genome assembly
GUGAAAGUCAUACACAAUGGGUUAAGAUACAUAUCAAUUCUGAUUAUUUUAAGGAUAACUGCUUAAACUGGUUACUAAAAAUCUCAGAUUCAUUCAUUGAACCAAUUUAUAGUAAACAACCUUAAAGUAAAUCUUAUAAAAUGAUUAUAAGAUUCGGUUAUUUAAAUAAUUUAGUUGGAACUACGAUAGCUUGAGCCGUCAACAUCAACAGCAUCGACAUCAAGCAAAGUCACUUGUCUGUUUUGCGACCGCACGCAAGAAAGAUGUGAGAGGCAGUUAACCUUAUAUUCCCUCAAAGUGAAAAAUUACCAAUACAAAUUAAAAAAUAUGGCUGAAAAUGUUGGUGAUUCGGAGAUCCUCUCGAAAUUUCAACAUUAAACUGUUGCGUACCAUCAGUAUAUCUACAAUUUCAGCAUUAAUAUCAAUUUAUUUUGGCAUUGGAUUUUUAAUUGCACAAUUUUUUAAUUCUGCUAUCAAAGCUGUUGGUAUUGGAGGCAUUUUCCUUUUCUUUGCAGUUUGUUGUUUCAUUUCCUGUUUGUUUAUUAAAUUCUUUGUAAUAGAAACUAGGGGAAAAUCUCUUGAGGAAAUUCAAGAUAUUUUGAAUGGAAAAACCAGUUCAACCGGCUCAAAUGAUGGUAUUAAGUAAAUUCAUGAUAUGUUAUUUUGAUUCUUUGAUACUGAAUGUUUUUUUUAUUAAAUGCGUAAAAACCGUUGAAUGUAUGUAAUUUGUAAUAAAAAAUAACAUAAAGAAAGUUUAAUUUUUAAAUACCUGAUGUUCUUAAUUGAUGGUCAACCAAGGAUGGUUCCAGGGAGAGAGCAAUGCCUCCCCCCUCCCCGAGAUUAUAAUUCUUACAAUCCAUGAGCCUUUUAUUAAACAAAUAUGCCAAAAAGGGAAUUGCCAAUGCAAAUAGCCUACUCCAAAAAUUUGGUCGGAAGCUGCCCUUGUACCCAAUUCUUCUCCUAGUUAUAAUAACUUUAAUUAUAGCCAAAUUGUACUGUAUAUUCUGAUGUGUCUAUUACACAUAUAUAUCUGUUGAGAAGUAACAUCGUAUUACAACCUUUCUAUAUUACCGAUGCUUAGUCAAAAUGGUUAAUUUUUUUUAUAUACAACGCUAUAUUUGAGUUAUAUAAUUUUUUUAAAUAUCUAAUAGAAUUAUUUGUUGCAACUUAAAACAUUUAAUAAGUGAAUUAUUUUCAACUACAUUAAAAAAAGAUAUAUUAUUAUUAUGUUUGUGAAUAGGCUACAGUUUGCUAAAAUAUAUUUUUUUUCUAAUAAUGCAUUUUUCGGUC